AUGUCAUCAUUAGCUGAAUCAAUGGGUCAAUGUGUUCAAAUUGGUAUCCAUGAUAUUGGUUUAUCAAUGAUUAAUGAUAUUACUCGAGAAGAAAUGCUUUAUAUAAGUUUAAAUAAAUCUAAAGUUAUUCGAACGGAAACAAAAAGAUCUCUUGUUCAACCAUAUGUCGCUCAUGAAGCUAUGGCUCGUAAAGCUAUGGGUUUUUUCAUUUUAAAUAGAUUAAAAGAAUGGAAAUAUGCAAAAUCAGAUACUUAUGUUGCACAUAUAACCUGUUCAGAAAGUCCAGCAUCUUGGUUAAUGGCUACAUCAAAACGUUUAUUAUUUAUAACGGAAAUCUCAUCUUUGGAUUUAUAUGGAAUUGAUUGGCAAAUUGCAUAUGAAGAUUUAAAACAAGAACCAAUUAUAAAACCAAAUUUAGAUCAAAUACAAAUUCUUACAAAAGAACCAAAAAAAACUGGAACACUUAACUCAACACAUUCUUAUGAUAAAAUGAUCAAAUAUCGAAAUAUGUCUGAAGCUCAAAUUACUAAAAUGAUUCAAACUCAUACAGAUCGUAUAACUUCAAAAGACAGAAACAAUUUCUCUUCUCUUGCAUCCGAACCACAAUCAUUUACACGAAUUCAUACAAUUAAUAAAUCACAUACUAUUCAUGAUUUAUCAUUUGAUUCGGAUACUCAUAGUUUAUCAUCUUCAUCAUAUAAUAAUAAUGAUACAGAAGAUGAUAAUAUCGAUUGGGAACUUAUUACAAAACAACUUGAAACUAAAUUACGAACUUCAACAGAUAUUAUUCAAUUAUCAUCGGAUGAAAAUUAUUAUACCAAGUCACCAUCAACAAAAUCAAAGAACUAUAGAUCUCAUCCAAUAACUAAUUAUGAACCUGCAGACAUUCAACAAUCAUUAUCAUUAUCAUCAUCAUUAUCAAUAGCAUCACAAAAUGAUGACGAUAUGAUUCUUUAUUCAGAAGUAUCUAUGAAAAAACAAAGCAUAAAAACAAAUGAAGAAAAAUCUAUAACAGAUGAAAUCGAAACGAAUCAAUCAACAUUAUCAAAGAAUAGUGAUCAAUCAUCUUUAUUACAUGAAUUAUUUAACGAAUUAAUUGCUUGUCAACAGAAACAAGCAGUUCUAUUAAAACAAAUUCAACAAAUAAUUAAACAAUCAAAACAAAUAUCUUCAUCAUCAUUAACAUUUUUUUUACCUUUAAAUUCAUUAAAUAAUAAUAAUAAUAAUAAUAGUGAAGAUAGUCCAUCUUUACAAGAUGCAUUUCAACAACGAAAAUCUUCAUUUAUUCAACAAUCAAAAGAGCGUGUUAAUCAAAUUUAUCGUCAUAAUACUAAAUAUCAUCAUCGUAUUAUACCAAAUAUAAAAACAACAAACAAUACAUAUUUAAAACAAAAACGACAAUAUGAAAAUGAUCGUUUAUGUGCAAUGAUAAUAAAACAUCAAAAUCGACAGAAUGCAAAAAUUUAUGGAAAUUUAAUUAAAAAUUCAAUUGUAUCAUAA
Molecule: messenger RNA, 1500 nt
Organism: Rotaria sordida
Lineage: Eukaryota; Metazoa; Rotifera; Eurotatoria; Philodinida; Philodinidae
Source: the annotation of a GenBank genome assembly